Molecule: messenger RNA, 1701 nt
Organism: Heterocephalus glaber (naked mole-rat)
Lineage: Eukaryota; Metazoa; Chordata; Mammalia; Rodentia; Bathyergidae
Gene: Acvr1c
Product: activin A receptor type 1C
Biological process (GO): protein phosphorylation; cell surface receptor protein serine/threonine kinase signaling pathway; cellular response to growth factor stimulus
Cellular component (GO): plasma membrane; signaling receptor complex
Molecular function (GO): ATP binding; transmembrane receptor protein serine/threonine kinase activity
Source: RefSeq, a predicted model, not a curated record
CGCGCUCCGCCCGGCGCUGCUGCUGCUGGCCGUGGGCGCCGAGCUCUCGGCAGGAUUGAAGUGUGUAUGUCUUUUGUGUGACUCUUCAAAUUUUACCUGCCAAACAGAAGGAGCAUGUUGGGCCUCGGUCAUGCUAACCAAUGGAAAGGAACAGGUGAUCAAAUCCUGUGUAUCUGUCCCAGAAUUACGUGCUCAAGUCUUCUGCCAUAGUUCCAACAAUGUUACCAAAACUGAAUGCUGCUUCACAGAUUUUUGCAACAACAUAACACUGCACCUGCCAACAGCCUCACCAGAUAGCCCCAAACUCAGAUCCCUGGAGCUGACCAUUGUCAUCACUGUGCCUGUCUGCCUCUUGUCCAUAGUUGCCAUGCUGACAGUGUGGACAUGCCAAAGCCGACAGUGCACCUACCGAAGGCCAAAGAGGCACAACAUUGAGGAACCACUCUCUGAAUGCAACCUGGUAAAUGCUGGAAAAACCCUUAAAGAUCUGAUUUAUGAUGUAACCGCCUCUGGCUCUGGCUCUGGUCUGCCUCUGCUGGUUCAGAGAACAAUUGCAAGGACAAUUGUACUUCAAGAAAUAGUAGGAAAAGGUAGAUUUGGUGAGGUGUGGCAUGGAAGAUGGUGUGGGGAAGACGUGGCUGUAAAAAUAUUCUCCUCCAGAGAUGAAAGAUCUUGGUUUCGUGAAGCAGAAAUUUAUCAGACGGUUAUGCUUCGACAUGAAAAUAUCCUUGGUUUCAUUGCUGCUGACAACAAAGACAAUGGAACUUGGACUCAGCUUUGGCUCGUAUCUGAGUAUCAUGAACAAGGCUCCCUAUAUGACUAUCUGAAUAGAAACAUAGUCACAGCAGCUGGAAUGAUCAAACUAGCACUUUCAAUAGCUAGUGGUCUGGCACACCUGCAUAUGGAGAUUGUUGGUACACAAGGUAAACCUGCUAUUGCUCAUCGAGACAUAAAAUCAAAGAAUAUCUUAGUGAAAAAAUGUGAAACUUGUGCCAUAGCAGAUUUAGGAUUGGCUGUGAAACAUGAUUCCAUUCUGAACACUAUAGAUAUACCUCAGAAUCCUAAAGUGGGAACCAAGAGGUACAUGGCUCCUGAAAUGCUUGAUGAUUCAAUGAAUGUGAAUAUCUUUGAAUCCUUCAAACGAGCUGACAUCUAUUCUGUUGGUCUGGUUUACUGGGAAAUAGCCCGAAGGUGUUCAAUUGGAGGAAUUGUUGAGGAGUACCAGUUGCCUUAUUAUGAUAUGGUGCCCUCAGAUCCCUCGAUAGAGGAAAUGAGGAAAGUUGUUUGUGACCAGAAGUUUCGACCAAGCAUCCCAAACCAGUGGCAAAGCUGUGAAGCACUCCGAGUCAUGGGGAGGAUAAUGCGCGAGUGUUGGUAUGCCAAUGGGGCAGCACGCUUAACUGCUCUUCGGAUUAAGAAGACCAUUUCUCAACUCUGUGUCAUAGAGGACUGCAAAGCUUGAUGAUAAUCCUGUCAAAAAGAAAUCUCUUACAGCUUUCUUUCCCAUUUUCCCUCUUUAUUUGAAUGUUUUUGCUAUUUCCUUUUUUCUUUUGGUUCUACCUCAAAGAUAAUGCAGUACAGUAUUUAAGUGCCCAAAGGCAGUGUGAAAAGAUAGCUCUAAAGUUAAGCAUGGACAGGAGCUGACUUUAUCCAGCCUUCUUGUUCUCUUUAUGUUUAUUUUGAAAAGCAACACAUGAACUC